GGUGAAGAUGGUGGAGGACGGCGCGGAGGAGCUGGAGGACCUGGUGCACUUCUCCGUGUCCGAGUUGCCGAGUCGCGGCUACGGCGUCAUGGAGGAGAUCCGCCGGCAGGGCAAGCUGUGCGACGUGACGCUCAAGGGAGAAAAGAUAUCGGCAAAUGAGCAAUUGAUGGCAUGUUAAAGGCAAAAAGCACGUGCGAUGAACUCAGUGGCCAGAGGAACCGAAAGGGCCUGCUGGCGAGAAACGAAGAAGAGAGAGGAUUUGUGACGCGGAACCUGGAACAGCGCCAGAGCUGAAGAAACCAAUACUGAAAACAGGAAGAUCGGGGACCACAAAUUCAGCGCUCACCGAAUCGUCUUGGCAGCCUCCAUCCCAUACUUCCACGCGAUGUUCACCAAUGACAUGAUGGAGUGCAAGCAGGAUGAGAUUGUGAUGCAGGGAAUGGACCCCAGCGCCCUGGAGGCUCUCAUCAACUUUGCCUACAACGGCCACCUCGCCAUCGACCAGCAAAAUGUCCAGUCAUUGCUGAUGGGGGCGAGCUUCCUGCAGCUGCAGAGCAUCAAAGAUGCCUGCUGCACGUUCCUCCAAGAACGGCUUCACCCCAAAAACUGCCUGGGUGUGCGCCAGUUUGCGGAGGCGAUGAUGUGCGCUGUGCUGUACGACGCGGCCAACAGCUUCGUCCACCAGCACUUCGUGGAGGUGUCCGUGUCGGAGGAGUUCCUGGGCCUGCCCCUGGAGGACGUGCUGGAGCUGGUGUCUCGCGAUGAGCUGAACGUCACCUCUGAGGAGCAGGUCUGGGCGCAGGGCAGGCUGCCCGCGACGUGGGUGCUGCUCUUCCUAGUCUUCCCUUCUUUUUUUCACAAAGUCUUUGAAGCCGCGCUGGCCUGGGUCAGGUACGACCGCGAGCAGAGGGGGCCCUGCCUGCCCGAGCUGCUGUCCAACAUCCGGCUGCCCCUCUGCCGGCCCCAGUUCCUGUCGGACCGAGUGCAGCAGGAAGACCUGGUGCGAUGCUGCCACAAGUGCCGGGACCUGGUGGACGAAGCAAAGGACUAUCACCUCAUGCCAGAGCGCCGGCCCCACCUGCCAGCUUUCCGAACGCGGCCUCGCUGCUGCACGUCCAUCGCUGGGCUCAUCUACGCCGUGGGAGGCCUCAACUCAGCAGCAAAUUUUUAUGCAGGUGAUUCCCUGAACGUGGUGGAAGUGUUCGACCCGCUCGCCAAUCGCUGGGAGAAGUGCCAUCCCAUGACGACCGCCCGCAGCCGCGUCGGCGUGGCUGUGGUGAACGGGCUGCUCUACGCCAUCGGGGGCUACGACGGCCAGCUGCGGCUGAGCACCGUGGAGGUCUACAACCCAGAGACGGACACGUGGGCCCGGGCGGGGAGCAUGAACAGCAAGAGAAGCGCCAUGGGGACGGUCGUGCUGGACGGGCAGAUCUACGUCUGUGGGGGCUACGACGGCAACUCUUCCCUCAACUCUGUGGAGACCUACUCACCCGAGACGGACAAGUGGACAGUGGUGACCCCGAUGAGCUCCAGUCGCAGUGCUGCCGGGGUCACGGUCUUCGAGGGCAGGAUAUACGUGUCCGGCGGCCACGACGGUCUGCAGAUCUUCAACAGCGUGGAGCACUACAACCACCACACGGCCACCUGGCACCCAGCGGCGGGCAUGCUCAACAAGCGCUGCCGGCACGGGGCCGCCUCCCUGGGGAGCAGGAUGUUCGUCUGCGGCGGCUACGACGGCUCCGGCUUCCUCAGCAGCGCCGAGGUGUACAGCGCCGCGGCCGACCAGUGGUGCCUCCUGGUCCCCAUGCUCACCCGCCGCAGCCGCGUCUCCCUGGUGGCCAGCUGUGGGCGCCUCUACGCCGUCGGGGGCUACGACGGACAGUCGAACCUCAGCUCCGUGGAGAUGUACGACCCGGAGACGGACUGCUGGGCCUUCACGGCCCCCAUGGCAUGCCACGAGGGCGGGGUCGGGGUGGGCUGCAUUCCUGUCCUCGCUGUCUAAGGCGCAGGUGGGACGUGGUGGGGUCGGGGUCAGGUACCAGCGUGGGCACUUCCUUCCAGGGGCAGCCCGCCGGAGAGGGGGACCAGCAGGCGCAGGGGAGCCGAGGGGCGGUUCCCGGGUGCGCGGUCCUUCCUCCGAGCCCAGGGCACCAAGACGCGCAGCCUGGCAGGUGCCUCUGGGCCUCACAGCUGGUGCCAGCGGCUGCUUGUGGUCACACGCCCAGGCCCGUCCAAGCCCAGCUCCGAGCCAGCCUGGCCGGAGGCUCCAUCUGACACUCGCCUGCUGUUCUCCGGCCACGGAGCGGCCGGUCUGAGGGGCAGCCGCAGUGGCCACGCCGUGGAAGCGGGUAUGGCUGGGAGAGGACGGCACUCGGAGUUCUCGCUGCCUGUGGAGACGCCUCCUUCCGUCCGGGCAGAGGCCUUGUCCUCCUCCUGGGAGAGCAGGGCGCACAGAGCUCUCCUGUCUGCUGUUGGGGUCUCAGUGAGGUCUCUUUCAUCUUAUUCCGGAGAAACAUAAGGAAAAAAAGACACUUGAAAGGAGCUGAAGGAAAUUUAAAGAAACACUUGAAAGAAACUGGAAAGAAAAAUACCUUUUUUUUAAGUAAACAUUUUUUUGCGAGAAGAAAAUGUUAAAAAAAAAAAGAGACACUAAAAGGAAAUCAUGUGUUUAAACAGAAAACCACCCACCGUGUAGAGGGUGGUGACCGCUCCCACAUCCGGUCGCACGCGGGCUUCCCUCUGGCCCCGCGUGUCGAAUCCGCGCACGGAGGGCCCCGUAGCAAGGUGCUCCUCGGUUGUCUUCACACCCAUCGUCAGAGGCCUCUUCCUCGCAGGCUUAGUGAGUGGGCUGACCUUCCGCAGCUCCUGCAGGGGGAGCGCCUCGCUGGUGGCUGGAGGCCCCCGGUGCCCCUCUGGUCGCUCACGCCACCCUGGCUCACUCACUCCCCUCCCCGCCUUUCGUUCCCUUCCUUAUUCGACCAGCAGGAAGCAGUCCGUCUGGCCAGACUCUCGCUGGCCCGUCUGUCGUUCUUACUAGAGGCUCCUGGUGAAGCUUGUGGGGCUCUGCCUGCCUCCGGAGCCAGCCGAGGACUCGGUCUGGUGGCCUUGCCCCCCCUGCCCGUCC
Molecule: messenger RNA, 3124 nt
Organism: Myotis lucifugus (little brown bat)
Lineage: Eukaryota; Metazoa; Chordata; Mammalia; Chiroptera; Vespertilionidae
Gene: KLHL18
Product: kelch like family member 18
Exons: 11
Coding region: 386-2002 (538 amino acids)
Molecular function (GO): protein binding
Source: RefSeq, a predicted model, not a curated record